Messenger RNA from Lathyrus oleraceus (garden pea), 453 nucleotides. Its product is annotated as serine/arginine-rich splicing factor RS2Z33-like. The transcript has a single exon. Lineage: Eukaryota; Viridiplantae; Streptophyta; Magnoliopsida; Fabales; Fabaceae. The coding region runs from base 1 to 453 and encodes 150 amino acids. Gene Ontology annotation, molecular function: nucleic acid binding; zinc ion binding. The record is from RefSeq and is a predicted model, not a curated record.
AUGGGUUACCAACAGAUUACGAGAUUUUCUGAGUUGGUUAACAAGAGUAGGAUCUAUGAUGGGGAUAGCCAUGAGAAUGUUUCUCAUUACAAGUCCUUGCAUGAUAAGAAACGAAAAGGGCAAUUCCGAGGAAAGUUGUAUGAUGGUAAGAAGAAAGCCGAUGAUGGCAAGAAGUCGAGUGGGGGAGGAUCUCACACUCCUGUCAAGUGCUUCAAAUGUGGUGUUGAGGGACAUCGUGCUCCCAAGUGUCCUAAGGGCGAUGUGACUUGUUUCAAGUGUGGCAAGCAAGGUCACAAAUCUUUUGAUUGCGAAGUUGGUUCGAAUGUGACUUGCUACAACUGUGGUGAGCAAGGGCAUAUUACCAAGUGCAACAAGCCGAAGAAGGAGCAAGCCAAAGGGAAAGUGUUUGCAUUGUACGGUGCUGAUACUUCUGAUGAGGAGAGAUUUAUCUGA